Messenger RNA from Leishmania mexicana MHOM/GT/2001/U1103, 969 nucleotides. RefSeq lists its product as hypothetical. The coding region runs from base 1 to 969 and encodes 322 amino acids. The record is from RefSeq and is a predicted model, not a curated record. The transcript has a single exon. NCBI's taxonomy places the organism in Eukaryota, Euglenozoa, Kinetoplastea, Trypanosomatida, Trypanosomatidae.
AUGCACUACAUUCCGAACACAGAUGGGUUGAUGCGCUCAACCUUGCGCGACACCAUCCGUCGCCUUCACCGCGUGCGUGCGAUGGCUGGGGCCAAAGAUGAGAAAGAGUGUCGGGUCACCUCCGGUGACCCCUUCCAGGACUUGACGAAUGACUUCGUUAGAGCGGCCACACGGGCCAAGAACAACAUCAAUGAGCGCAACGAGGGCUGCCGUCAGCACGGGCAGGACCAUAUGGCCAUUGUACAGUCCAACGAGAUUCGCAAAGACCUCCGACUCAUGGAAGAAACACUAGAAGAGAUUCACGAGUUAGUGCUCGAGGCGGAGCGCCGGCUAGCAAAAGAGAGCAAAAAGAAGAAACCAAAGGAAAGCAAGGUCCAUUUGCUCGAGCGCGACUACGAGGAGCGACGAUCGCAGUACGACAACUGCGUCUCCGCGCUGCAGAACCUCAAAGAGAUGGAGGCGCAGCGCGUUGAGGUGGGACAUGAAGAAAUCAACACCAUGCAGGAGAUGCAGCUUGGCAGGCGUGCUCAGCUACGCCAGCAGCUACUCGGCAUGCGGCGAAAGGAUAACGGCAACGGCGAGACGGUUGGGCCCGGCGAUGUGGAGUUGGUGGACAACACCGUGGGUGGAGGCAUGCUGCAGGAACACGAGGAAACGAAAGAGCAGAUGAAGACGAUCGCCGCUCAGGACGCGAAGAUCGACGCGGGGCUGCAUCGCAUUAAAGAGGGCGUUGGCCGGUUGCAUGACUUGGCCGUUCAAAUCGGCGCGCAGAUUGACAUGCAGAACACAAUGCUGGAUGAUGCCGAGCAGGCGAUUGACAAGAACGCCGAGAAGCUGCGUGGCCUGAACAGGCGCCUCAAAAAGUUUUUGAAGGAGACCCGUCCAAUGAACUGUUUCUUGUACGUUUGCUGCGUCUUCCUCAUUAUUGCCCUCAUCGGCUUCUUUCUUGUGCAGUUCAACGUCAUUUGA